This is a messenger RNA of Drosophila santomea, 534 nucleotides long. RefSeq lists its product as uncharacterized. NCBI's taxonomy places the organism in Eukaryota, Metazoa, Arthropoda, Insecta, Diptera, Drosophilidae. The transcript has 2 exons. The record is from RefSeq and is a predicted model, not a curated record. Bases 79 to 534 code for a protein of 151 amino acids.
UGUGUAAAUACAUGGAGAUAUGUGGGUAUAAAAGCAGGCUGCUUUUGGGUGGAUCAUUUGAGUGACCUGGUAACCAACAUGACGGCCACACGAGUUCUGCUGAUUUUCCAACUGCUGGCUUGCUUGAUGGCCAUAAUAUCGGGCUGCAACCAGAAGUCCUGCUAUCCAUUCAUUGGCCUGAACAACUGCGAUGGCAAAGGCUACAAGGAGCCCAAACUUCCGCCUCGGGACAAUGCCUGCUGCGGACCCCAUUGCGUCUACAAGGCUCCAAAUAGUCAAAGUACUGGUCCCUGCAACUGCCAAGCCGUGAAUCGUUGCCUCCUGGACACACACUGUGGCGCAGGCCAGCCCUUCACCUUCGUAUGUAUGUCCGAUUGUGAUCUAAAUAAGAAAAAUGCCGAACGCUUGGCAGCUGGAUUUGCCCGUCUUAUUUCCUUUGCCUGGGCUGAGAAGAAGUGCCUGGGCAUGAACACCAAAUGCGGCAUUAAUUGUUGCUGUCGUGAGAAUUGUCCUAAGCAGUUUUGUAAAUUUUAA